Peniophora sp. CBMAI 1063 is the source of this 252-nucleotide messenger RNA. The record is from the annotation of a GenBank genome assembly. Lineage: Eukaryota; Fungi; Basidiomycota; Agaricomycetes; Russulales; Peniophoraceae.
AUGUCUUUAGCCUGCAUCAGCUCAACCUGGAACGCGUUCGCCGACUGUUUCAGCUGCUGCUGCUGUGGCACGUUGCAAUUCUGUUGUCCCCUGAUUGCGGGCCCAUCUCAGACAUGUUGCCGCUCGCGCCGAGAGGAAGACGAAGACGAGGACCACGACGAGCGUAGAGUCGGCGUAGGCUACCAUCAGCAACAGCCCGAAGGCAUGUCAGAGAUGGAGACCAACACGCACAACCGCGCGGCGGACAGAUGA